GACAAAUGACCACGGUCCCUCAACCGUGCGAAUCGGCGGCGCUGGUUAAGCGGAGAAGCCGCGUCCAUCGGCGUUCGUGGCCACCGCUCCCCAAGCACCCCGUGUCACAGUCGGCCUUAAACAUUAAAAAUGUUACAAUGAAAUAAAUGUUUAAGAAAAACAAAACCACCCGUUUCGAAGCCAAGUUGCUUUUAAUUCAAUUACCGAAAGAGCAAUUCGAAGUCUCGCUUUUUUGGCUGUUCCGUGUUUUUUUGUGUGUCUCGUUAAAGUAACACCCACACACGUGUUUGUGUUUUAUUUUUCAACGUUAAUUUUGCGUUAGCAAUCGCAGACGAUAUACCGCGUUUAUCCGUCUCUUUGAAACCAAACAAAAAAUAGCUUUGAUAAUUUCUGUGUACUGUUUUUUUAUAUAUGAACAUAUGUAACGGUACGGUGAGUUCAUUAGAGCAGGAGCUUGAUUAAUCCGCCACAAUCACCACCACAUCCACAACCACCCUCUCGUCUUUCUGCAUUUUGAGAGAGAGAGAGGUGGGGUUGGGGGGGGUUAGCUUGGGUCUGCUGACUGCGUCGGCUUACACCGAAUAAGAUCCGUUUACGUCUUCUGCAGAAAAUGCACACGGCAGCUUGAUAAUAACAAUGAUGAUGGUAACAUUCCGCGAAUCUUUGACGUGGGAUUUCUAUGGGUCGCGAUUGAUGCUAGGACACACACACACACAAAAAAAAUCACCUUUUUGGCAAACCAUAACUUGUCUCGGACCGAGGUGUCAUCCGGCCCCUCUCAUUGGGCUCCGCGUGCUCUUCACGAGGCGCCUGUGUGGACGCGUGUCACCGACUUUCAAUGAUUUUUAAAUCGAAGAACGAUGUAUCGAUCACACUUUGUUGUUGUUUUUUAACAAACACAAACAAAAAAAGACGUUUCCUUUCUGCGUGAACAUUUUAGCUGGUUCCCGGCUGCGAAGAACAUUGACAUCGGACGUGUGACAUCUGGAACUCCAUCUUCACGUGAGAAUCGUUUUUGUUUCUGUGGUAUAUGAUUUUAUGUUUUGCUCUUGGCAGCUCAUACACUCGUACGACAAGCCCCAGGCCAGAUUUAGUUUCGCGAUAAUACAGAAAAGAAAAGAAAAUUUGAAGAAAAAAAAUGUCAAAUUUUCUUGCUGUGGUUUUCACACCUGAUGAUGAUGACGAUUGCCUGUGUUGCAGUCGAAACGUCGUGAGGAUUUUAUUGUUUUAUAUUUUUUAUUUUAUUGUUUCCCUUCUACGUGACUUUACCUAAAGAACCAAGAAUAUACAGUACCUGUUUUUUUUUAUUUCGUUGUGGCUACGAUUUAUGUAGCGACUCCGGUCUCACCGGCGCUCUGGAAAAUUUCCAGUGGCUUGAGAUGUGCUACCAUGUGGCUUUCAAGGUAUAAACUCGACUCAAUUUGAACUUAUCACAAUAUAAGGGCAGUUCAGGGAGUAGGACAAUGUAUUUGGGUUGGGAAAAAUGCAUCAAACUAGAAAGUAUGAUUUCCUACUGCGUAGGUUUUCACGCUUGUCCUAUACCGGUCUUAGAUGCGGCUUCGGGUUGUACCACGUGUUGAAUUGUUCUGUUCAUCAAGAGGAGUAAAAAUGGAGAAAAACAUGCUGAACACGCGAUACAACUCGAAAACACAUUCAACAGCUGGAUAGCACGAAACCCAUUAUUGAUAUCUUGGUCAAAAAUGCUAAUUUGUGGCAUUUCUCCAGGCAAGGAAGCAUCAAAUCAAUGCUUGUCCCUGUUUUUGUGUCUGGUACUGUGCACGCUCUGCUUGAAUCCUGUACCAUCAGCAUGGCGUGCGCGGUGGCCACCCCGGUGCUGGAGCAAAGCGGGGACUUCCCGGCGUGGCUGGAGGCGCAGGGCGUGAACGCGGAGGUGGCCCGGGCCAUGGACUCGGAGCUGGGCAUCCGGGACUACGGGGUCCUGCGCGCCUGCGUCGGGGACGGCCUCGUGCGGGCCGAGCUGCUGGCCACGGCGCGCGACCGCCUGCCCUUCGGCUUCUACGCCGUGCUGCGGCAGGUGGUGAAGGCCCUGCGGGGCGCCGAGCACCAAGACGCUGGGACGCCGUGCUGGGACGACGGCGCCACCUCCUCCCCUGGCGACGUGACGCUGGGAGGCCUGGUGGACGUGCUGCUCGCGCUGUUCAGCGGCUUGAGCCGGGAACUGCUGCUUUCUGUGCGGAGGCUUGGAGGCAUUGACGACACUGGGAUUUACUCUGGUGACCCAACUCUACCUGUCACUGAGGACGGUCCUGAGGCUACGAUGAAAGCUGAAGAGGAACAUCUCUCAGAAUGCGAUGCUCGUCCCACGGAGUCCAGCUUCAUCUCUGGCCAGAUGAAUCAUAGCAUUAAAGUGGAAUCAUUUGACGUAGAUAACAGGGCCCCGGAGGAAGCAUUUGGAAUGGAUGUUCAAGCCGUUUUCCCACUGCAGCAUGCCGAGCAAGCAAACCUCACGAAUGAAGCCGAGGCUGGCCUGUCCUCACCGCUGCUGCAGCACGAGGCAUCCAUCGAAGCGAAGAGAAAGAAAGCAGCUAUUGUUUCCGUUAUGGAGCACGCAACCCUGCCACUGCCGGAAGACGCAUCAGUCCAUCAAAGUGCUGUGAGUUGGAGCGACGGGCAGCAGAACAGCACACACGGCUUGGAGAAUGCGGAGAUGCCACAUCGAUGCGAGCAGUGCGGACUUGGCUUCUCGCAGAGCAGCACUCUCAAGCGCCACCAGCGCAUGCACGCGGGGGGUAACCCGCAUGGUUACUACGCGUACAGCUACGCGGUGCGAGGCUACGGAGGCAUUGGGCACCGCUCGAAGGUGCACGCGGGCGAAUCCGUAUUGCAGCAGUCCCCGCACCUGCAGAAGUUUCACGCGCUCGUUCACGCAAGGCAGAAGCCCUACCAGUGCGGCAUGUGCAGCAGAUCCUACUGGAGCGCCGCUCAGCUGAAGGAUCACGAGCGGUUGCACACGGGCGAGAAGCUGCACCAGUGCGAGUUGUGCGGCCAGGCCUUCUUGCGGGCCGAUCACCUCAAGAACCACCGGCGCGUGCACACGGGCGAGAAGCCGUUCCAGUGCAACAUGUGCGACCAGGCCUUCUCACGCGCGCCCAACUUGAAGCGUCACCAGCUGGUGCACACGGGCGAGAAGCCGUACAGGUGUGAGGUGUGCGGCAAGGCGUUCUCGCACGCGGCGACGCUGACGCGGCACAACCGCAUACACACGGGCGAGAGGCCGUACCAGUGCAGCAUGUGCGACAAAGCCUUUGCGCAAGACAACUCACUGAAGAAGCACUGGAAAACCCACAUGAGGGAAGAGGGCUUGACACCAAAGGAAAUGGCGUGCGCGGUGGCCACCCCGGUGCUGGAGCCUAGCGGGGACUUCCCGGCGUGGCUGGAGGCGCAGGGCGUGAACGCGGAGGUGGCCCGGGCCAUGGACUCGGAGCUGGGCAUCCGGGACUACGGGGUUCUGCGCGCCUGCGUCGGGGAUGGCCUCGUGCGGGCCGAGCUGCUGGCCACGGCGCGCGACCGCCUGCCCUUCGGCUUCUACGCCGUGCUGCGGCAGGUGGUGAAGGCCCUGCGGGGUGCCGAGCCCCACGAUGCUGGGAUUCCGCGCUGGGACGACGCAGCUUCCUUUCCCGGCGACGUGACCCUGGGAGGCCUGGUGGAGGUGCUGCUCGCGCUGUUCAGCGGCUUGAGCCGGGAGCUGCUGUUGUCCGUGCAGAGGCUGGAUGCAGAAAAAGUUGGGAAGGACUUUGGAAGCAGUGGAGACGACAGCCCCAAGGAAACAUUGCAUGCAAUAAAGACAGAGGCCCUGGAAGAUAUUAACGACGUGGACAGGCAUUCAGACUUCAUCGUGAAAGAUGUGGUCUCACUCAAAGGCAUGGCAUUGGACCGUGCGAACGCUUCCAAAGUUGGCACAUCUUCACAUAAGCAGCAGCACAUGGGAGGUAAAAUGCAACGCAACUUCGAAACUGAAGAGAGAUCUCUGCGUGUUGCGUACCCACCAAUGCCAGCAAAGACGCUGCACAUUCCCGAGGAGCAGGCGAUAAUGAUCGGGAACGAAGAGGAGGCCCUGAGCGAGAGCUCGGGGCUGUUGCUGCAAGUGGACCCCCUGGCCGAGCUGCUGUUCGUCACCACCAUCGCCGCCGUCUUCACCAUCACUGGGAUGGCGUGUGCAGUGGCCACCUCGGUGCUGGAGCCGAGCGGGGACUUCCCGGCGUGGCUGGAGGCGCAGGGCGUGAACGCGGAGGUGGCCCGGGCCAUGGACUCGGAGCUGGGCAUCCGGGACUACGGGGUCCUGCGCGCCUGCGUCGGGGACGGCCUCGUGCGGGCCGAGCUGCUGGCCGCGGCGCGCGACCGCCUGCCCUUCGGCUUCUACGCCGUGCUGCGGCAGGUGGUGAACGCCCUGCGGGGCGCCGAGCCCCACGACGCUGGGACUCCGCGCUGGGACGACGCCGCUUCCUCCCCUGGCGACGUGACGCUUGGAGGCCUGGUGGAGGUGCUGCUCGCGCUGUUCAGCGGCUUGAGCCGGGAGCUGCUGCUGUCCGUGCGGAGGUUGGGAGCCAUGGACAACCAAGGAACAUGUACUGGGGUUUCUACUUCAGCCACAAGAGUGGUCACACCUGAGGAGAACACGAUGCAUGAAAUGGAUGAAUACACAAUGAAUGGUAAAGUCUCCUCAGAUGAUCUUGGAGAGACCCCAGACUCGGACAGAGAAGACGCCGACCCCAGCCAGACAUUACAUGUGAUCAAAGCAGAGGCGUGUGGAGGUACUUAUAAUUACAACAAAGGGAAGAACAGGGCCCAAGAAGCAGGCGGGUCGAACUGCAGUCAAGUUGAGUGCACACUGAAAAGUGAGGCCUGUGGAGAUGAAGGUGGAGAGAAACUGGCUUCAGAAGUGGACGACCCUGAUCUCAACCAGACAUUAAUCGCGAUAAAAACGGAGGCCCAUGGAGGAAAAAGCAACAUCGCCCAAGAUGUAAACGUUCUUCAAGAGGUGGGACUGGACCUCACGGACUCUGUCAAGGCCGGUGCACAUCCCUGGACACGGCAACCACAGCAGCAGCAGCGGCAGACGGGCAGCGAAACGCACGGAAGUGACGCUGACGCUGAAGAGUUACCCCUCAGCGUCGUCUACACGCCCGCUCCGCUCGUCAACGGACAAACUCUCCAGCAGGAGGCGCCGGGCCUAAACGUGUCUCCGUUGAACGUUGAGCCGUGCCCUCCUCUCCAUGACGUCGACCUCCUGGAGUUUCACGUUGGCCGGCAGUGGGCCGUGCAGUCUGGCUCGGGCGCUGGCGAGAGGCCAUACCAGUGCAUGGUGUGCAGGAAGAGCUUCUCCCAGAACUGCCACCUCAAGGACCACCAACGCACGCACACGGGCGAGAAGCCGUACCGCUGCAAGAUGUGCGGCCAGUCGUUCACGCAGAAGUCGCACCUCAAGGCGCACCAGAGCACGCAUACGGGCGAGAAGCCAUACCAGUGUAAGCUGUGCCACCAGUCUUUCUCGCGCAACGGCAACCUCAAGGUGCACGUGCGCACACACACGGGCGAGAAGCCCUAUCGCUGCGGCGUGUGUGGCCAGGAGUUCUCGUACCUCUACCGAUUCAAGCACCACCAGCACAAGCACGCGGGCGAGCAUCUGUACCGCUGUGUCGUGUGCCCGCAGACCUUCGCUGACUUCAACGCUCUGAUGAGCCACCAGAACGCACACCUGGGGGAAAGGGUGCUCUGACCCGAGUGACGCGCUGUGCGGCUUUAGAGGAUGGCGGCUUUCGUAUUUUUGUAAGACAGUUCUGCCCGAAGUGGGGAUGAGGUUCUGGGUUACCGUACGUGGUUUUCUCCACGUGCUGGGAGCUUCCUCGUGAAGGAAAUGCGUUCUUCCUCCUCUAAACACGGCGAAUUGAGUUGAUGCCAAAGAGCUCCAUUUUGGUCUCAUCUGACCACAACAAUUUCACCCAGUUGUCCUCUGAAUCAUUCAGAUG
Petromyzon marinus (sea lamprey) is the source of this 5987-nucleotide messenger RNA. Lineage: Eukaryota; Metazoa; Chordata; Hyperoartia; Petromyzontiformes; Petromyzontidae. The record is from RefSeq and is a predicted model, not a curated record.